Lolium rigidum is the source of this 2761-nucleotide messenger RNA. RefSeq names its product pentatricopeptide repeat-containing protein At3g22150, chloroplastic-like. Bases 1 to 2364 code for a protein of 787 amino acids. Gene Ontology annotation, biological process: RNA modification. Gene Ontology annotation, molecular function: RNA binding; protein binding. NCBI's taxonomy places the organism in Eukaryota, Viridiplantae, Streptophyta, Magnoliopsida, Poales, Poaceae. The transcript has a single exon. The record is from RefSeq and is a predicted model, not a curated record.
AUGGCUCCUCCUCAGUGCGCCGUCUCCCCGCCUCCCGCUUCCCCCACCAAUGCCAAGAGCAGGACGCAGCUCGCGGCGACGCAGGUCAAGAAGCUGUGCAAGCAGGGCCGGCUCGAGCACGCGCGGCGGCUGCUGCUGGACGCGCUGCCGCGCCCGCCGCCGACGCUGCUCUGCAACGUGCUCCUCAUCGCCUACGCCGCCGCCGCGCUCCCGGACCACGCGCUCCGCCUCUACGCGCUCCUCAACCACGCCGCGCGCCCGCCGCCCCGCUCCGACCACUACACCUACUCCUGCGCGCUCACCGCCUGCGCCCGCUCCCGCCGCCUGCGCCACGGCAGGUCCGUCCACGCGCACCUCCUCCGCCGCGCCCGCGCGCUCCCGGACACCGCCGUCCUCCGCAACUCGCUGCUCAACCUCUACGCCUCCUGCGCGCGCUACCGCCACGGCGGCGUGGAUGUCGUCCGCAGCCUGUUCGUCGCAAUGCCUACCAGCAAGAGGAACGUCGUUUCCUGGAACACCCUCUUCAGCUGGUACGUCAGGACCGGCCGUCCCGAGGAGGCCCUGGAGAUGUUCGUGCGGAUGCUAGAGGAUGCCAUCAAGCCCACGCCGGUCAGCUUCGUCAAUAUCUUCCCGGCAGCGGGAAGCGUAGACCCCAGCUGGCCAUUCGUGCUCUACGGUCUGCUGAUAAAGCAUGGGGUGGAGUACGUCAACGAUCUCUUCGUCGUCAGCUCCGCGAUCGGCAUGUUCUCCGAGACCGGGGAUGUGCAGUCAGCUCGGACGGUCUUCGACCGCGCUGCAAAGAAGAACAUCGAGGUUUGGAACACGAUGAUCACCGGGUACGUGCAGAACUGGCGGUUCUCUGAGGCCAUGGAUCUCUUUACCCAGAUACUGGGGUCUAAAGCGGUUCCGCCGGAUGUGGUGACUUUCUUGUCAGCGGUCACAGCGGCCUCGCAGUCACAGGAUGGCAGGCUGGGCCAGCAACUGCAUUGCUACUUGAUGAAAGGGUUGCGCAGCGAGCUGCCCGUGAUACUCGGUAACGCGCUUGCUGUGAUGUACUCGAGAUGCGGCAAUGUCCAAACUGCCUUUGAGCUGUUUGAUCGGCUGCCAGAGAAGGACAUUGUUUCUUGGAACACCAUGGUCACUGCUUUUGUGCAAAAUGAUUUCGACUUCGAGGGCCUCUUGCUCCUCUAUCAGAUGCAGAAGUCAGGUUUCGUUCCUGAUGCGGUGACGUUGACUGCAGCGCUGUCUGCAGCUUCCAAUACGGGAGACCUGCAGAUUGGUAAACAAUCACACGGUUAUCUCAUCAGGCAUGGCAUUGAAGGUGAGGGUUUGGAGAGUUAUCUAAUAGACAUGUACUCCAAAUCUGGUCGUGUAGACAUGGCCCAGAAAGUGUUUGAUAGCCAUGGGACUGGCAGAGAUGAGGUCACUUGGAAUGCUAUGAUAGCAGGGUACACACAGAGUGGCCAGCCUGAACAGGCGGUCUUAGCAUUCCGGGCGAUGAUUCAGGCAGGUGUGGAACCUACUUCGGUGACACUGGCUUCGGUGCUUCCCGCUUGUGACCCUGUUGGAGGGGGUGUAUGUGCAGGGAAGCAGAUCCAUUCUUUUGCUCUGCGCCAUUCUUUGGAUACCAAUGUCUUUGUCGGUACAGCUCUUGUCGAUAUGUACUCCAAGUGCGGGGAGAUUUCUGCCGCAGAAAAUGUCUUUGGUGGCAUGACAGAGAAGAGCACUGUCACCUACACGACAAUGAUUUCUGGUCUUGGUCAGCACGGUUUCGGCGAGAGAGCACUAUCCCUCUUCUACUUGAUGCAAGACAAGGGGUUAAAGCCUGACGCUGUGACCUUCUUGGCGGCAAUUUCAGCAUGUAAUUACUCUGGACUGGUCGAUGAAGGUCUUUCUUUGUACAGGUCAAUGGAAACAUUUGGACUUUCAGCCACUCCUCAGCACCAUUGCUGCAUUGUGGACUUGUUGGCUAAAGCCGGGAGGGUGGAUGAAGCAUAUGACUUUGUAGAAAGUCUGGGUGAGGAUGGGAACUUCAUCGCUAUCUGGGGUUCGCUUCUUGCAUCCUGCAAAGCACAGGGCAAGAUGGAGUUGGCAGCAUGGGCGACUGAGAAGGUGCUCAACAUCGAGAAGCAGUAUGGUCAUGCAGGCUACAAUGUCCUGCUGUCCCAGUUAUUUGCUGCUGAGGGUAACUGGAGUAGUGCUGAUAGUCUGAGAAAAGAGAUGAGGUUAAGGAGGUUGAUGAAAAAAGCGGGUUCAAGUUGGAUCGAAGUCCAAAGUCCAGCAUUACAGGACAGGUCUAUCGAGAGAAACCAAAAUUAUCCUGAAAAUGAUAACAUAUUGCUGAUGCUUGAUGGGGAUAUUUGACCUUCUGGUACGAAUAGAUUGCAGUUUUGUUGAUACCUGGAGAUUACAGGGUGGUGAUUAGCUCAUGCUCUGCCGGAUUCAGUUUCCUGUUAUCUGCUAUAACACGACUUGCCUUCUCCCAGAAUUCGGGCAGCUCCUUUUGAUUUUUUGACUGGAUGAAAGGAAAGAUUUCCCACCCUACAGGCAAUGCUGCAAUGGUCAAAAGGUAAACAUGUGCAGCAAGACAAGAAUCUACGCAUCCAUCAAAAACGAAAGAAGAGGCUGGGAUCGAGACCAUGAUGUGCUGGAUGCAGAAGUGCAGAACCAACUGCAGCCUUGCAGGUGGCCAAGCUGUAACUUUACAGUGACUACUGAACAUUGACAAGUUAUCCGUGUCACAAACAGUGUAGCAUCAUGU